Messenger RNA from Medioppia subpectinata, 2037 nucleotides. Lineage: Eukaryota; Metazoa; Arthropoda; Arachnida; Sarcoptiformes; Oppiidae. The record is from the annotation of a GenBank genome assembly.
AUGACAGCAGGGUUGACUGACAAUAGGCUCGGGCAUAUGAUUGAGAUCAUAUCCGGUAUGCGUGUCAUCAAAAUGUAUUCCUGGGAACAGCUCUUCGCAGACCUCGUGGCUGAGGACCGGAAUUUUAUUACCUUGGUACUCACUGGUGAUGCGCUGGACGCUAAGACUGUAUUUGUGUCAAUGAUGCUAUUCAAUUCCGUACGAACUAAUAUGACCUGGUACUUUCCAAUGUCAAUCAUGUUUGGCGCCGAGUUAUUAGAAAGCCCGUAUCCAACCCUUCAGAAUAUUUCGGCACAUUUAAAACCCGGAGAUUUAUUAGCUGUGAUCGGACCGGUAGGGGCGGGAAAGAGCUCACUAUUGAUGACAAUUCUUAAAGAACUACCGCUUCUGUCGGGAAGUAUAGAAACAGUUGGAUCGAUAAGCUAUGUCUGUCAGGAGUCCUGGAGUUUCAACACUAGUGUCCGAAAUAAUAUACUUUUUGGUGCCGAAUAUAACAAAUCCCGAUAUCAACGAGUGGUAGAGGUGUGCGCUUUGGAAAGAGAUUUCCAGAUAUUUGCGUUCAGAGACAAGACAUUAGUCGGUGAGAGAGGAGUACAGCUGUCGGGCGGACAGAAGGCCCGCAUCACGUUAGCCAGAGCUCUGUAUCGAAAUUCAGAUAUUGUAUUAAUGGACGACCCGUUGAGUGCUGUCGACACUAGUGUUGCCGAACAUAUAUUUGAUAACACCAGAUGUAUAGUCGACUACUUGUGCGACAAAAUCCGUAUUCUAGUCACACAUCAAAUCCAAUUCAUACGAAAAGCGACAGUUUAUAACCAAAACUUGCUGCUCCCUUUCACAGACGGAUUGGGAUCCUAUGAUGAGCUCCAGUCCCGGGGCUUAGACUUCAUGUCUAUUCUCAGCGAUCGGGAGAGAGAGGCCGCAGACAACAUGGGAGAGCUCGAUAUGGAUGACCCGGACACUAAAGUUACAGUUUUACAACACAGUUAUGACAAUGAAAUAACAUCCAAAAGAACUUCAGUGACCGAGAGUUUAACGAUUAGAAAUGGCGAAGAGGAAAACAACGACCCAAAAAUAGAUGACGAGAACAGGGAUGCGAUUAUCUACUCCUCAAUGAUGGCCGCGCUGUUCAUCGCAACCCUAUUAAGAACCAUCACAUGGUUUAUGAUGUUUAUGAGGGCUUCAGUUAAUCUGCACAACACUAUGUUUUACCGUGUAUUACGAGCCCCGAUAUAUGUGUUUGAGAAUAACCCAGUUGCCCAGAGUCCAGUGUUCUCACACGUGAGCACAACUUUCAAUGGGUUGGCCAGUGUUAGGGCCUUUAGGGCUCAGGAAAUGCUUGAAAAUCAAUUUUACGUCUACCAAGAUGAUCACUCGGCCACCUGGAUGCUCGUCACCACUGCUAGAUAUGCAUUUGGUUUAAUAAUAGAUGGACUAUGUUUUCUCUACACAGUUAUCAUAUUCACGGUAUUUAUGGUAUUCCCCGAACAAUUGGGUGCCGGAGAGGCGGGACUUGCUUUAUCAUCAGCCCUAAUGUUGACGGGAGUGACCGCAUGGGGAGCACAACAGUCGGCAGAGAUGGAGAGUCAGAUGACUUCAGUCGAGCGCAUCAUUGAGUACUCAAAACUACCACAAGAGGCGGCCCUCACAGCACAUGAUAGCCGUAAACCCCCUCCCGAUUGGCCACAGAAGGGACUGAUAGAGCUCAAGGAUAUGAGUCUAUACUACGAGGGAUCAGACAAACCGGUGCUCAAGAACUUGAGUUGUGUUAUAAAGAGUGGAGAGAAGAUAGGGAUCUGUGGGCGGACGGGCGCCGGCAAGUCGUCCAUCAUAUCAGCGCUGUUUCGUAUGGUUGAGCCAAAGGGAAAGAUAAUAAUGGACGGCAUUAACACGGGAUCAAUAGGUUUGCAUGAAUUGCGGUCAAAGAUCUCAAUCAUACCUCAAGACCCGGUGGUCUUCACGGGAACCGUUAGAAAAAAUUUGGAUCCUUUCGGCGAAUACAUCAAUCGGGAGGGGGUUUAUGGCUAUCCUGUGCUGUGA